AUGGCUGAAGAGGGGAGGAGGAGCUCAGACUCACAAGGAGAACAAUACUUUACAAAACAAGACAAUGAGACAAGGAGACACGGAGACAAGGAGACAAGGAGACAAGGAGACAAGGAGACAAGGAGACAAGGAGACAAGGAGACAAGGAGACAAGGAGACAAGGAGACAAGGAGACAAGGAGACAAGGAGACAUGGAGACAAGAAGACAAGGAGACAAGGAGAACAGGAGACACUGAGACAAGGAGACAAGGAGACAAGGAGAACAGGACACAAGGAGACAAGGAGACAAGGAGACAAGGAGACAAGGAGACAUGGAGACAUGGAGACAAGAAGACAAGGAGACAAGGAGAACAGGAGACAAUGAGACAAGGAGACAAGGAGACAAGGAGAACAGGAGACAAGGAGACAAGAAGACAAGAAGACAAGGAGACAAGAAGACAAGGAAUAAAGUUUGCAAGGAGACAAGGAGACAAGGAGACAAGAAGACAAGGAAUCAAGUAG
Messenger RNA from Eurytemora carolleeae, 501 nucleotides. RefSeq names its product TRAF3-interacting protein 1-like. The transcript is spliced from 2 exons. The coding region runs from base 1 to 501 and encodes 166 amino acids. Lineage: Eukaryota; Metazoa; Arthropoda; Copepoda; Calanoida; Temoridae. The record is from RefSeq and is a predicted model, not a curated record.